This is a messenger RNA of Diorhabda sublineata, 1882 nucleotides long. RefSeq lists its product as uncharacterized. Gene Ontology annotation, molecular function: transmembrane transporter activity. The transcript is spliced from 3 exons. Bases 585 to 1811 code for a protein of 408 amino acids. Lineage: Eukaryota; Metazoa; Arthropoda; Insecta; Coleoptera; Chrysomelidae. The record is from RefSeq and is a predicted model, not a curated record. Gene Ontology annotation, biological process: monoatomic anion transport; transmembrane transport.
ACUCGGUGAUCAUGCGAAGAAUUCGCUGUUGAUGUGGUUGUAACGCGUUCUAUCAUUUUCGAACUUAAUUGUUUUUCAACGUCAGUUCUCCGUUGUCUCUCAUCCUGCAGAACUGCUUCCACAUUGUUUACUUUAGGUUGAGAACUGAGAUAUUGUCGUAUAAUUUGUGACGUCAGAAGACAGUCAUUUAAUUAAAAGUACUUUAAAUUCAAUAGAUCCUAUUCUUUGUGGAAUAGUCCUUGGUAUACAUUCCUCUAUCUCUCUCUAUUAUAUUCUUUUGUCUUCAAUGAUAUCAAAAUUUUCCGUACAAAUUUGUAGUAAAUUUAAGCUAAUAUGACAGGAGUGCCUAAGUGCAUGAAAUAAAAUUCUUAUUUUUGAGUUCUGUGAUGGCACUAUGACAUUUAUAUUGUUGACAAAUUGAAAAGAUAAGUAAAUUGACUAUUGGGAAUGCCAGCAUUGCAAAGUUAUUUAAAAUGAUAUAUUUUAAAAAUUAUUAUACAAAAACAAAAUUGUUUAGUGAGUUAUUAACAGCGCAUUAAUUCUACUCUACUUGGAACAAAGAAAAUUACAAUUCAAAAAUUAAUAUGGUGAGAAUACGGGGACUAACGAGAACCACUAGGAUAGUAGCUCUUUGCAGCUUUGCAAAUUUCAUUAAUAGCGCCGAUAGAGUAAUAAUGCCCAUAGCAAUGGUGCAAAUGACUGAUAUUUUUCACUGGACGUUACAUACUCAAGGUUGGAUUUUGUCAGCAUUUGCAUUUGGUUAUUUUACUAGUCAGUUACUAGGAAGUUUCUGGGCCACCCAAGUAGGUGCUAAGAAUGUAUUAAUAUGCAGUGUCUUACUUUGGAGCAUCGCAACAUUUAUGACCCCGUUUUUAGCAGGCAGUAUAAUAUCUUUAUUGGCUUGUAGAAUCAUACUGGGAUUUGCAGAAGGUUUAGGUCUCCCAACUAUAUUCCAUUUAUUUGCUCAUACUAUACCAGUAGAAGAAAGAUCAAGGGCAUUUUCUUACCUACUAGCUUCUGGAUCUGUGGGACAAACUGUUGCUUCGGUGGUGUGUCCACAUUUAUCAUGGGAAGCAUGCUUUUAUUGGUUUGGUUCACUUGGUUUCCUGUGGAUUCUUCUUUGGUACUGUUUUUAUCCGGAAGACGCAUACAGUACGGAAGACUCUCUACCUUUACACAUGCCAAAGGUUAUAUCCCAUACAAUUAGAUGGGCUGAUUUUAUAUUUAGUAAACCAUUAUGGGCUAUAUAUACCGCACAUUUUGCAAUGAAUUGGUCCUCUUAUAUCAUCAUGCAAUGGCUACCAACAUAUUUAUCUCGAUAUUUAGGUGCUAAUGCUCAUAGUUUAAGUUUGACUGCCGUACCUUAUAUUAUAAACUCUAUAUUCGGUGUGAUAAGUGGACAUAUAGCCGAUGGUCUGCUAGGUAAUAAAAAUUGGUCUGUUUUAAACGUAAGAAGACUCAUGACAAGUAUAGGAUUAAUAGGACCAGCGUUAUUUUUGGCAAUUUUUUGUGUAGUGGACCAUUUAGCGUUUGCUCUUAUUCUUGUCAGUAUAUCGAUGGGAUUGUCCGCAAGUAAUUCAGCUGGGCAUUUGAGUAACCACGUGGAUAUCGCACCUAAUUAUGCGGGAACUACUUUUGCUAUAAGUAAUACAAUUGCAACUAUUCCCGGGAUUCUAUGCGGGCCAGUUACCGCUAGUUUAGUGACGUAUUCGAAUGGAAAGUGGAUGUCUGUAUUCCUUGGUGCUACGUUCAUCAAUCUUACCGGUGCUUUUAUAUAUUUUACAAAUAGUGUUGCCACUCAGGUACUUUAAAUUGUAUCUAGAUUGUAUAAAAUGUAUUUAUUUAGGUUUAAGGAGAGAAUAAAUAUUGUUCCUAGAAAUUA